CACGGACCUCCUCAUGCGCGCCCUCUCUCGCUGCGACCCCGCCGACAUCGCUCGCGUCGCGGCCGUCUCGCUCCUCUUCCACGCCUCGCUUGCGCUGGAGGGCAUCCGCUUGUGGGCGCAAGAGCGCGGCUUCGAGCUGCCGGCGCAGCCCGAGGGCGAGGGCUGCGCCGUGCGGUGGCUGUGCUAUUCUGCGGCGCUGUUGCGAGAGUCCAACCCACCGGCGAGGGCGGCGGCAGGCUAUACGCGCAGCGCGCGCCGCCGCCGUGCCUGGCACGUGGAUGAUUGGCGUCGCCAUAUCGCGCGUUGAGGCGCGCGGUCGCUCACGAGCACGCAGCGCUUGCGGCCGUGCUGUGAGACGUCGAGGCACUUGAGGCCGGUGCACGGCGGGAAGGGUGGCUCCUGGUGCGGGUCUUGCUCAGGAACUGGAUGCUUGCGCCGGGCGAGUUCAUGUCGAAGUCGAUGAGAAAGAUCGAGCCGCUCGCCGCGCCGCACCCGAGCAGUCCAGGGCAACAGCCUCGCUCUUGGUUGUGACAUGUCCGAGACGAUGCAGAUCUGUAUCGCGAGGAGAACCCGCAAGCCGGAGCGGGCGGAGAUCCGCCGAGAUCCGCCGAGUUUCGCCGAUGGCACUCUCACCGCCGCUCACCGCCGUGUCGCCUCUCACCGCCCCUCCUCGCUGCCCGCAGGUGCUGACCGGUCCGGGCCACAACGGCAAGCUCAGCGUCGGCUACCAGCAGGCGCUGCUCGCGACCAUGUCUGGAGGCACGUCCGGCCUCACCGCCAUGAGCUGCUCAAGUACGCAAGGAUCGCCGAGGAGCAGCCGCUGUACGUCACGCCCGCCUACUCUCACAACCAGCCGACCGGCGCCGACCCGACCGACUUCGCGAACUCUGAUCUCCCCGCGUUGUCCGUUGUGCCUGACUGCGGCAUGCGCGGGGUGGCUUCACGACGGCCUUUUCAGGUCAGAGAUAGCGGGACGCUCUGGCUCACUGUGGAGGACAACACUCGAUGACGAAAAAGCAGGAGAGGGCGACUGUCGAGGGGUGUGAGCCUUGGGAGCGUCUGCGAGAGCGCUCCGACACACUCUGCCCGCAGACGCGAAACAACUUUCGCACAUGUACAUGUCAUGUC
This is a messenger RNA of Emiliania huxleyi CCMP1516, 1128 nucleotides long. RefSeq lists its product as hypothetical. Lineage: Eukaryota; Haptophyta; Isochrysidales; Noelaerhabdaceae. Bases 533 to 1009 code for a protein of 158 amino acids. The transcript is spliced from 3 exons. The record is from RefSeq and is a predicted model, not a curated record.